UGCUAACUCAGUUCUCAAGCCGCGUUCAUUCUCUCCUUCCCAUAUGCGGCUUUGUUGGGAAUUUAAACCAACAACCGGCUUCUUCCUGAUUCUUCAACAUCGACCGACAGAAACUACAAUGGAUGGCUGGGAUUCCUACGAGUCUCCGGGCUCACGGAUCCGGAGCUCGAGCGCUGACAAUACCACACCUAAAGACAGCAUGGCGGCCAAUCUCGGACUCGGGAAUGGGGACCUUGUGAGCAAUCUCUUGCGCGGGUUGGGCGCAGCUGCCGGUGCAAGACUCUCUCCAACCAUCUUUCGCUGGAUGGCCCGCCAUCCCAAACUUACUAGCAUCGCGCAAUACUUCGGUGUCGUCUGGUUUCUGUCGACCUUCGUGCUCUCUAACAUGCACCAUGUGUGGACAUGGCUCAUGUCAUAUGCAAUGGUAUCCGUUACUAUUUCAAAAGACGACUCGGAGCUCUACUGCAGAGUUAGGACUUGGAUCUUGACAAACAAAUGGCUCAAGCCUCGUCGAUCACUGCAUGCCCUGUCCAUGAAUCAUGCCAUGAACAGAAACUACGCGAACAUCCGGGAUGAAGACGGCAUGAAAGUCAUCUACAAGAGCAACGCAAAAAUCCAGUUCUUCAAACAUGGCAACAAAUGGUUCCUCUACACUGAAGAAGACUCGGACACCAUCACACUCUGGUGCUUGGGAUUCUCGACUAAGAGGAUACAGGACCUUCUGGCUGAGAUUCAGAAUGGCGAAGAUCGGUUGGAGUACACUGAAAUAUACGGAGUGGCAACCUGCCGCUUAGCCACUGCCGAGUGCGACAAGCAUGGAAGAACACUGUAUCGAGAGGCAUGUGAGUGGGAGUUACGCUCGAACACUCCGCGCAGAACACUCGAGAGUGUAUGCCUAAAUGCGCAGGUCAAGGAGAAGCUAACGAAAGAUAUUGCCCGAUACCUCGACCCCAAUUCUGCCCAGUGGUACGCCCAACGAGGAAUUCCCUACCGACGAGGUUACCUGCUUUUUGGAAAGCCUGGUUGUGGCAAAACCUCUUUUGCAAUGGCCGUUGCAGGUCAAUUCGGCCUCAAUGUCUACGCACUUUCCCUCCUGGACAAGGGUCUGACUGACACCGAACUUGCAAAUCUGUUCCUCACCCUUCAGCCGAAAAGCUUGGUGCUUCUGGAGGAUAUCGAUUCUGCUGGGAUUGGACGAGAAUGCGCGAAGAAAGAUGAUCAAUCAAACAAAGACGGUGCACGGAAAGCCACUGGGCAUGCGUACAAUAGCGGCAUGCCCGACGCCGCAGCAAGUGGAUCAGGAACGAGCAGUGACACCAGCAAGAAAACCACCACUGAAAUCCCCAUGCAGAGCCGGUCGCAAGUUACACUAGCAGGGCUUCUCAACGCAAUCGAUGGUGUGGCCUCACCAGAAGGUCACAUCCUCAUUCUAAGCACCAAUCAUCCAGAAAAUUUGGACCCGGCACUCAUUCGGCCAGGCCGCGUCGACCUCCAUGUCGAAUUUGAAUUUGCGAGCAAGGAACAGAUCCAUGACAUGUUCAUCAGAAUGUACACACCGUACGGGUCCGUCACGACUCCCGAGUAUGACAUCAGCACGCUCCCAGCGCUUGCCGACCAAUUCUCUGACAUUGUCCCGGCUGGAAUGUUUUCGCCGGCCGAGAUACAACAGCACCUCUUGAUGCACACUCGGGACCCCAACGAAGCUAUUGCUCGUGGUUCCGAGAUGAUCGAACGGAAGGAGAAGAGCAACUACAGCGGUGCUAAGGGUGCAUCUUUGGGAAGCAAUGGCGUCCCCGUACCAGAGACUCAGCCUGUACAAGCGCGUUUGGAGAAAUCUCGUGCUUCCUGAAGGAGGAGGAGCAUGUAGCUGGAUGUAGUGGAGUCCUACAGAGGCUGGAGACGCAGCAGGGGGCU
Messenger RNA from Exophiala xenobiotica, 1914 nucleotides. RefSeq lists its product as uncharacterized. The coding region runs from base 44 to 1849 and encodes 601 amino acids. Gene Ontology annotation, cellular component: mitochondrial inner membrane. The transcript is spliced from 3 exons. Gene Ontology annotation, biological process: mitochondrial respiratory chain complex III assembly; protein insertion into mitochondrial inner membrane from matrix. NCBI's taxonomy places the organism in Eukaryota, Fungi, Ascomycota, Eurotiomycetes, Chaetothyriales, Herpotrichiellaceae. Gene Ontology annotation, molecular function: ATP hydrolysis activity; ATP binding. The record is from RefSeq and is a predicted model, not a curated record.